AUGUUUGCAGCGCAAAAUUUUUCCACGUCUGAAGAUGUCAAUCUAACGAGCACCGAAUCUGUGAGCAUUGAACGCGCUCAUUGGCCCAUCAAGAUGAGUGUAAUAUCUGUUCUAGGCGUGCUGAUUACCUUGGGGAAUAUUGCCGUUCUUCUGGUUAUAGCCACAUCUGUGUCCGGAUGGUCAAGGAACUCACGGUAUUUUCUGUUGUCUCUGACGGGUGCAGAUUCUGCGUUUGGAUUGAUUGUCAUGCCCUUGAACCUGUGGGUGAGUUUGGUGAAGAACUACACCGAAGGCCCCGACACCCUGUGUCACGUGGUGGCUUUCUGCAAUGCCACGGUCUAUUCCACCUGCAUGUAUACCCUGGCCACUAUAAGUUUGGAGAGGUACAUCGCUGUGUUCUAUCCUCUGAAGUACUCCUCACUGAUGACUAGGAAGAAAACCAUUUACCUGAUCGCGUUCGCAUGGUGUUUUCCUCCGAUUUUACUUCUGCCAAUAUCAUUUCCGGACGGGAUAAUUGAGGUCCAUUUCUCUACAGCGUCACUGGUCUGCAAUCCAUUAUACUCCACUAACGUUGGGUAUUCUCUGAGUCUGACGUGUUUUAUAUUUUUUCCUUGUUCGAUAAUCAUGACAUAUGCAAACUUGAGACUUUGGUUGGCAGCCAAGAAACAGAGGUUGAAAUUGCGCAAACACGAAAUGGGUCGUCGGAACAGACCCGACGUGGCUUCCAGAGUGCUUGUGCCUGUGAUGACCGUGUACUACACCUGUUGGACCCCGUGCAUGGCAGCAAUGAUAUACAAUGCUAUCUCAGGCCAAGGUGUACCAGAGUGGAUUGAAUUUGUGGUGGUCUGGCUGCCAACCACCAAUGGAUUUCUCAACUGCAUCUUGUACUUCUGGAUCAACCACAGCUUCCGUAGGAAGUUCCGCCUUAUCUUCGAGAGGCUGUCGCUGUCCCUCUGCCCUGGGGCAGCCAGGGCCCUCGGAUGCAGGGUCAGCUCACAGAUGCAGUUUGUAUCAGAAGUCUGGAAUAACAACAACAGUCUCAAUGAGCGCUCAGCCAGCAUGUCCUCCACAUGCACCUUAAUCACCCUGUCUGAUGACACCCACAUCUGA
Hypomesus transpacificus is the source of this 1110-nucleotide messenger RNA. RefSeq lists its product as uncharacterized. The transcript has 2 exons. The record is from RefSeq and is a predicted model, not a curated record. Lineage: Eukaryota; Metazoa; Chordata; Actinopteri; Osmeriformes; Osmeridae. Gene Ontology annotation, biological process: G protein-coupled receptor signaling pathway. Bases 1 to 1110 code for a protein of 369 amino acids. Gene Ontology annotation, cellular component: membrane. Gene Ontology annotation, molecular function: G protein-coupled receptor activity.